AUGAAUGUCCACUUGGCUUUCCGAGUCACGAUCUUCGUGAAUGUCCUCCUGGGCGUCAUCGCUCAGGAAGACAGACAACAGUGUUACAAUACGCUUCAGAAAGCGCAGCGAUGCCUUCCACCGUACGGAAAUGUCGCCUACAAGAGAGAUGUGUUAGCGACCAAUACAUGCGGUGUUGUCGAGCGGCAGCAGUUCUGCAUACAAAACCCAAGGAAUAUAUCUGAUAUAGGAUGUGACAAUCAUUGUGAUAUCCGAAACCCUGCCGAAGCCCACCCACCGAGCUACAUGACGGAUUUCAAAUCUCUACAAACCUGGUGGCAGAGUGAAACGCUCUGGGAGGAUGUCCUGAAAGCCCCGGUCAACCUGACAAUCGACUUCCAACGACCGUACAUCGUUUACCACAUAUUCCUUCACUUCCACGCGUCGAGUCCGGACGCAUUUGCUAUAUAUAAGAGACCGAAUGAUACGGCCGAAUGGGAACCGUUCAAGUACUACUCGAAGUCCUGCGAGGCCGACUACGACAUGGAAGACAUCUCUUCUCGGAAACACACCACUGGCAUCAGAGAGAAUCGAGCGACUUGUACGUCAGACGGUCUCGCCGAUCCUCUGCAGGGAGGAACGGUGGCUUUCCGACCGCUGGAGGAUUUCGACGAUGACUUCGACGUCAGCGACGACACGGAGAUUCUCAGUCGAGAGAAUUGGCUGACCGCGUCUCAAAUUAGGAUUUCAUUGCGCUCGCUGAACACGUUCGGAGACGAAAUUCUGGAAAAUAGGCGCGCUUUGCGCUCGUAUUACUUCACCAUAUCGGAUGUGAACAUCGGUGCAAGAUGCCAAUGUAACGGGCACGCGAAAGAAUGCAAGAUGAAUCCUCGCAUCCCAGGAUAUCGGGAUUGCCACUGCGAACAUAACACCGAAGGAGAGCAGUGCGAGAGGUGCAAGCCGCUCUUCAACAACAGGCCGUGGGCUCCAGCCACCGCGCAGAGCGCGAACGAAUGCCAACAAUGUAACUGCAACGGACGCUCGGAGACUUGCGUCUUCGACCCCCAACUGUAUGAAGAAACCAACGGACAGAUCGGAGGACGGUGUGUGAACUGCCGAGAUAACAGAGCCGGCGUUCACUGCAAGGAAUGCAAGGAGAACUAUUACGAGUCGAACUCCACGGGAUUGUGUGUUCCGUGCAACUGUGAUCCCCGAGGAUCUUCGAACACUCAGUGUCUCGCCGACGGUAAAUGUGUCUGCAAACCCGGGGUUGGCGGUCAGUACUGUGACAGAUGUUUGCCUAAUCACUACGACUUCACCGACGAUGGAUGCAAGCCGUGCGAGUGCAACACCGCAGGAAGUCGACACAGCCCGCCCGAAUGCGAUGUCGUCACCGGAAACUGUAUCUGUAAGGACAACGUCGAGGGACAGCAUUGCGAUCUCUGUCAACCGAAGUUCUUCUUCCUGGACGCUGGGAAUGACCGUGGUUGCGUUGCCUGCUUCUGUCACGGUCAUUCGUCCAGCUGUGCGUCGGAUACCGCUCACUUCAAGGAAACCAUCUUAUCCGAAUUCAAACGAGGGUUGGAGAAGUGGUCGGCGGAAAACGACAACGGGGAACCGGUCCAAGUGCGAUACGAACAGAGCGACAAAACGAUAAGCGUCGACGCGAGGAACUCGUUAGUGUACUUCGUGGCGCCCGAUUCCUUCCUGGGAGACCGCCGAUUCUCCUACAGUCGCUUCCUGAAUUUCACGCUGAGGAUCGAUUCAGACUUCGGUCUGCCAUCCACACGAGACAUAGUCAUCGAGGGAGCGAACAACAGAAGGAUUUCUGCUCCUAUCAACAUCAAUCGACAGCCGACCCCGAACAAUCUAGCGACCCAGUACUCUGUGCGACUCCACGAGUUGUCUGGAUGGCGACCCGUGUUGUCCGCCGUCGAGUUCAACAAACUUCUCAAAGACGUACGCAAAAUAAAAAUCAGGGGAACCUACCAGGAGUACGGUCAGGGCUUCCUUGAGAGAGUUUCGCUCGAUUCGGCCACUACCGCAAUCUCCGACUCCAGCGAUCCGGAGCCGGCUCCUUGGGUGGAGAUGUGUAACUGCAAAGAGGGCUACCAGGGGCAAUUCUGCGAGCAGUGCAAGUCGGGCUACCGCAGAGAUCCUUGGGGCCUCGAGCUUGGUCCUUACGCUACAUGCGAUCGCUGCCAAUGCAACAAUCAUUCCGAUUCCUGUGACUCCGAGACAGGGAGAUGCAUCUGCAAACACAACACUGCUGGGAUGAACUGCGAGCAAUGCGAGGUCGGCUUCUACGGAAACCCGCUCAUCGGCAAAGAGGACGAUUGCCUACCGUGUCCUUGCCCCGGGCAGGGCAAAUGUAGUCUAAGACCAGAUAAUACCGUCAUGUGUAUGGACUGCCCGGCUGGCUACAAGGGCAUGAGGUGUGAGGGCUGCGACGAGGGUUACUACGGAGAUCCCCGUGGAUUGUUGGGACCCGCGACGGAAUGCGCCCCCUGCCAGUGCAACGGGAACGUCGACCGCGACUCCAUCAACUACUGCAACACGACAAAUGGGAAAUGUACGAAGUGCAUCUAUAACACCGCGGGAGACCACUGUGAAGUCUGCAAAGCGGGCUUCUUCGGAAAUGCUCUGGCCGAGAAGAAAGGCGAUUGCAAGAGUUGCAACUGCCACGUCGACGGGACGAGGAAACCUUUGAAUUCAACAAGCAAAGUCCUGGAAUGCGAGAUGACAACCGGAAAAUGCGAUUGUCUGCUCAACGUCGAGGGCUUACAAUGUGAUCGCUGCCGAGAAGGCUAUUGGAACUUGGCCUCCGGAACCGGCUGUGAAUCUUGCGCUUGCAACACGAUCGGAUCCAAAGGAUCAAUGUGUGAUGUCGUGACUGGAGUUUGCUCCUGCCAGAGCGGAGUCCAAGAGCCGAAAUGCGAUGUUUGCCAACCACUCCAUUAUGGGUUCUCCGCAGAAGGAUGCAAGACUUGCGACUGCGAUCCCACCGGCUCUUCGGAUAUGCAGUGCGAUGUCGAGACCGGUCAAUGCACUUGUCGGCCGAACUUCGUAGGCCGGACCUGCAACAAAUGCGACCGGAAUACCUAUUACGAGCAAGGCACGUGCAAAGCUUGCGACUACUGCUACACGCUCGUAUUGGAUGCGGUCGCAGAUCACGAGAAGAAAAUCCGGGACAUAGGCAAACUGCUCGAGGAUGUUGAGCGAGAGCCGAAUCCCGAGAAAAGUGCCGAUUUCGAGGAUAAAUUGGAAGAAGUCCGGCGGAACGCAGAGGAACUCUGGAAGGAAGCGAAAAACGCUGCUCGCUCCGAUGUCGACUUGGCGCGGAAGCUCCGGGACCUUCUGACUCGAAUACGGAAGAUCCAGGACAAACUCCUAUCUCAAGGAUCUCAGGCAGACGAGGCGAUCACGAAGUACAACGGACUAAGUAACGAUGCCGGAGAUCAGAAAACUGCCGGACAGCGCAACCGACAGUUACUCGGACAGGUCAUCGCUUACCUCGAAGGCGACGCUAUCGAAGCCCUGAAUGAAGCCCGCAAAAAAAGUCAACAGGCAACGAAGCAGUCAAGCCUUAUGCAGAAAACGUCUGGUGAGGUCCGAGGUCUCGUUGACAAGAUCAAAGAAGACGUCGACUCGGCGAUGGGCAACGCUGUGAAGGCCAGAGACCAGAGUCAAAUUGCUUUCAAUCUCGCCAAGGAGACGCUAGCGAACCACACGAGAGCGACGGAUGCCAUACAAAGUCUCAAAAAACAGCAGAUGGAGCUCCGCAGUAUGAUGGCCCGAGUGGUUGCGACGGCUAAGAAGUCACAAGAGGAAGCUAUCAAGGCUGCGGAGAUCGCUCUCAAUGAGUUGGCGGAGGUCAACAACACGAGACUUCCAGAAGAUGGGGACAUCGAAGGCAUAACUUCUCGAGCCCGUACCCUAUUCGCUGAGGCGGUCCAGCUCUCGAGACAGACCCUGCAAGCUGUAGAGUCCAACGAGCCAAACCUGCGAGAAGCUGCCCGGGCUAUGGAGGAAGCAAAUAUCAUCUUGAAUGAGGCUCGACGCCAACAACAAAUCACUGACAAGCUCAUUGAUCAAGUUGCAGAGGCUCAUAGCAAGGGACAGGGCGCGGUGAAGGACGGGAACGCAAUCCUAGCGAACGCACAAGCGACAUACAACACACUGAAGAACUUUGACCAGACAGUCGAAUCCCACCGGAACGAAGCGCUCCUGCAAGUGAAACGAAUCCCGCAAAUACAGAGCACCAUCGACGCUCUGACCAAGAAAAAUCAGCAGGUGAAGGAUCUGAUCGGAGACGCGGAGCGCAAAGCCGAGCAGUCGAGAGACACCGCCAGACUUGCACUCCGGAUCGCUGGUCAGGCCAAAGACGAGAUGAAUGCCCUUUCCGAGGAUCUGCGGAAUUCGCUCCACCGUGCCAAUGAACUCAACGCGGAAAACGACAACAUAGAACGCGAAGUGAGGACGAUCGGAGGUCAGCUGAAAGAGUUCCAGGAUAUGAUCGACAACGAGCACCGUAAAGUCGAGGACGUGGCUGAACUUGUUGGAAACGCGAAGAGCGCUGCUGUCGAAACGAAGCAGAUCGCGACGAAUGCUCUCACUGAAAUCAGGUCGAUCCUCACACAGCUCAGCUCCAUAGACUCGUACGACGACAAUCGACUGAAAGAACUCCAGAGGAAGCUCGCCAAGCUCGAAGAUCAAUUCAGAAACUCUCAGAUAAUCGAACGUAUAAGGAAAUUGCAGAUCGACAAAGAAGCUAAGACAAAGCUCCUGAUCCGUCAUGCGGACGACAUGGAGCAAGUGAGAGCCGAUGUGAACAAUAUCGAUGACAUCCGACGAACGCUUCCGGAGGGCUGCUUCCGCAACCUGAAUCUUGAGCCGUGA
This is a messenger RNA of Galendromus occidentalis (western predatory mite), 4878 nucleotides long. It is a transcript of the gene LanB2, whose product is annotated as laminin subunit gamma-1. The coding region runs from base 1 to 4878 and encodes 1625 amino acids. Gene Ontology annotation, biological process: tissue development; animal organ morphogenesis. Lineage: Eukaryota; Metazoa; Arthropoda; Arachnida; Mesostigmata; Phytoseiidae. The transcript has 17 exons. The record is from RefSeq and is a predicted model, not a curated record.